Molecule: messenger RNA, 1533 nt
Organism: Colletotrichum gloeosporioides
Lineage: Eukaryota; Fungi; Ascomycota; Sordariomycetes; Glomerellales; Glomerellaceae
Product: Unsaturated glucuronyl hydrolase
Exons: 1
Coding region: 1-1533 (510 amino acids)
Biological process (GO): polysaccharide catabolic process
Molecular function (GO): chondroitin hydrolase activity
Source: RefSeq, a predicted model, not a curated record
AUGGACCAGACUAGCGAGACCUCAUGGUCCGAGGCUGCCGAGCCUGAGGAGCUGGGCUCCUCACAACCACACUCUACCCUCGCAGCCCGCCUUCAUGAGCUCUUCGAAGAAAACAUCACGGCCAAGAUCUGCCGCACCGCAACUAAAUCUCUCGAAGACAAGCUCGCCUACAACUCGAAUGAAGUGCGCAAGACCCCGAUAGCCUUCCCAGAGAUCGUGCCACAAGAGGGUCCUCACGCCGGCCUGUACGAGUUCCGCGACCCGGACUUCUGGACAUGCGGCUUCUUCCCAGGGACGCUGUACGCCCUAUUGGAGCGCACCAUCAAGUACCCGCAGACGAUGCAUCUUCAGGACGCAGGGUCGCAGCUCGACGUUGCAAGCCUGCGCGCGCAUCUGCAGAACUUAUGCAGCAUCUGGGCUGAUCCCCUGCAUGGCAUGGCCAGCAGGACGGAUACCCACGACAUUGGUUUCAUCAUCAUGCCCGCUCUUCAGCGAGACUGGGAGCUCACAGGUAAUCAGAGGAGCCUUGAGUCGAUUGUUCGGGCUGCUCAUAGUCUCGCAACACGAUACAUCCCCUCUGCGGGCGCGAUUCGUAGUUGGGACUGUCUCCUGAAAAAGGACAUCACGGUCACCGACAUGAACACCAAUCUCCUCGCCAUCAUUGAUAGUCUCUGUAACCUCGAUCUUCUCUACUACGCAUCUACGCAUACUGGAGACACGUCUCUAGCAGACAUCGCAACCACGCACGCCCGCACGCUUCUCCGCACCCACUUCCGGCCAGAAUCUGCCAGGACCUUGGCCAAGGACGGGUACAAAGGCCAGCUUUACUCGACAUGCCAUGUAGCCAACAUCGAUCCAGCCACGGGAGAUCUGAAAUGGCGAUGGACGGCACAAGGGUACUCCAACGAUUCGACCUGGAGUCGUGGGCAGGCAUGGGCCAUUCUAGGUUAUGCUCAAACAUACCUAUGGACAAAGGACAGGGUGUUCUUAGAGGCGGCGUGUGGGGUGGCAGAAUACUUCUUGUACAGAAUCGACACCGCACCAACUUGCGUGGAUGUUCCAGUCUUCAGUCACGAUGACAUCCUAGCUGAUGGUGCAGAGAGGCGGCCCAAGGGUCGCAGAGUGCCCCUCUGGGACUUCGAUGCUCCUAUUCAAGAUCCAUCGAACCCCCUUCGAGACUCUUCGGCCGGCAUGAUCGCCGGAAAUGGCAUGCUUCUCCUCUCUCAGGCCCUCAGAAGCGCUCAACAGCACUCCCUAGGCCGCAGAUUCUUCGACGCGGCCAUUGAAAUCGUUACCGAUACCAUCAACCACUCACUCGCCACCGAGAAGGCUCAAUUCAUCAGAGACGGCAUCCAUAGAGGCAUCAAAAUAGAGGACUCGGUAACCGGAAAGUACUUUGACGGCAUCCUCAAACAUGGCACUGCAAACAACAACGAGAACGCGAGGCGCAGGUACGCCAAUCACGGUCUUGUGUACGGGGACUACUACCUCGUGGAGUUCGGAAACAGACUUUUGAACAUGAGCAUGGUAUAG